AUGCAGCUGCUCUAUGGCAGAAGAUUUAGCAUUGAAUAUGCUGUCUCAUUGGCAGAGAAGUGUAUGAAUGUUAUGAAAGAGCUCUCAAUCUCGUUUGUCAAAGAUAAUGAUUAUCUUGCCUACCAGAGAAGGUUUCACUAUCUUGUCACACGCCAUAAGGAAUUAACCAUCAAAACUGAUGACUUUUACCAUGAUCUCUUCCUCAAUGGCCUACAAGAUCAUCAGAGAGCCUUUGUGAAGACUCACCUGGAUGACUUCUAUGCAGCAGGCCAAGAUUCAAUCACCAAUAUGGACAUUGAUGAUCUAAUGAAACAACUCACCAAUCAUACAAGCAAGAUCAAACACUCUGAAUGUAAGACUCUACUGGCCAACACAGCCACCAAUGACAGGAAUCAUCAGCCAGGUGCAUCCACAUUCAUGAAGCCAUACAACCAAAACUUGUUGGCAUCUGCACCCAGAGCUGGCAUCCAAUCAAUGGAGGGAGAUGAAUAG
Messenger RNA from Paracoccidioides brasiliensis Pb18, 492 nucleotides. RefSeq lists its product as uncharacterized. The coding region runs from base 1 to 492 and encodes 163 amino acids. The record is from RefSeq and is a predicted model, not a curated record. The transcript is spliced from 2 exons.